CCCCAAGCUAAAAACUUGGGCCUUCCGCGAUGUUGUUCUCGUGCCCGCUGGAAAGAGCAUGUUCAAGUAUGGCGACCCGAGGAGGAAGCCGACACGUGAGUACCCGAACAUCCUUGGAGGCAUAAUUAGGAAGCAUUUCCCCGGGAUUGUCAAUCUCCCUACUGGUGGCCGCGACGUGGCUUGGACUUGGAAGCACUACAGCUACGCGGAAGAUCCUAGCGGCAAGUACGGAAACAUGCAAGAGCGGGUUGUCCGCCACUUCUGGAAAUACUUCAAGAGGGCUGAGGGCAAGGAAAUUGCGUGCGACGUUAUCUUACACGAGUUGUGCAGGGUGAGGGUGAUCGGCAUGCACUACGAGCACCCUCCUCGAUGCGUCGGGGAAGACAGGGCGUGCUUUCUUGCGAUGGUCAUAUGGUGGACAUCCCGCGAGUACGCCCGGAAGCACGAGGAGGGCAAGCGAAGCGUUCGAGAGAUGGGAGGUGGAUCACAUGUCCUGGGCAGCAAGAACUUGGCCCUUACCUUGCAGGAUGAGGUGAGCAAGUGGAAGUGA
Messenger RNA from Lolium perenne, 550 nucleotides. Lineage: Eukaryota; Viridiplantae; Streptophyta; Magnoliopsida; Poales; Poaceae. The record is from RefSeq and is a predicted model, not a curated record.